This is a messenger RNA of Dermatophagoides farinae (American house dust mite), 1252 nucleotides long. Its product is annotated as zinc finger protein 277. The record is from RefSeq and is a predicted model, not a curated record. Lineage: Eukaryota; Metazoa; Arthropoda; Arachnida; Sarcoptiformes; Pyroglyphidae.
AAUAAUAAUAUUUAUCAGAGUGUAUGUACUGUAAAUAGAGUACGUGACGGUUUGUUUAUAAAUGAUCAUUGAUCGAUGAAUGAUUUAAAUUGAGAAAUUCUGGAUGUAAAAAAAAACAUGGAUCCUAUUGAUUUUAUCAAAAAAAUAAAUUGCUUCAUUUGCUGUAAGGAAAUUAAAGAACAUUGUGACGAUGUAUUUGAAGAUUUUUUUCGUUCUUAUGAACAACACAUGUUGAACAAUCAUUUGAUUGUGAUACCAAAAUUUCAAAGUGUUGAUGAAUUUUUUGAUUUUCUAAGAAAUUGUCAUUCGCUUGAUCAACUACAAUCAGAAGAUCGAUGUAAACUAUUUACGUUCAAAAAGUUUGAUAAAAUUGUUAAUUAUUUCCUAAUCGACAAGUAUCAAAUGGAUGAAACAACAAUCAAAAAUGUUGUCGAAAAACAUUUUCUUCAAAACAUUUUGAAUGAGGCACAAAAACAAAGAAAUGAUAGCAACUUUUCACGAAUGUGUCUUUUCUGUAGAAAAAUAUUCACUGAAAAUCGUGCCCAACUAUUCAAUCAUUUAUACAAUGAUCAUAAUUUCUUUGUAGGACAUCCGGACAAUAUUUUGGAUGCCCAUGAAUUUCUGGAUGUUCUUGAGAAUAAACUGAAAAAAUUACUAUGCCUUUAUUGUGAACGGGAAUUCAAAAAUUGGAAUGUUCUUAAAGAACAUAUGCGUAAGAAAGGUCAUAAAACGUUGAACCCGAAUAAUCGAGAAUAUGAUAGAUUCUAUUUGAUUAAUUAUCUUUGUAAUGAUAAACAUUGGAAACAAAUUAAAAAGGAAAAUGAUUUCUACAUUGAUAACACUAGCAAUGAUUGGGAUGAUUGGAUCGAUGAUGAUGAUAAGCUGGAUUGUGUUUGUUUUUUCUGUCCAUAUAAAAACAAAUUCGACAAUAUUCGCCAACAUUUACUUGGAGAACAUGAUUUCGAUUUUGAUCGAAUCUUGGCCAUUGACGAUUUUUAUGAACGAAUAAUGGUUAUAAAUUUCAUGAGAAAAAAUAUGCUUAUUAAUCAAUGUUUUUUCUGUCGGGAUUCAUUUCAAAACACAGAACAUCUUGUUAAACAUCUUUCAAAUACCCAACACAUUACGAAAUUACCGCUAAAAGAAUUUUAUCAUUCACCAGAAUACUAUUUUCCAACAUUAGAUGAUGAUUGCUUCUUAAUGUUUCUUGAUGAUUGUGAUGAUAAUGUGUAAUUUAUGUGAAACAAAAAAUUAU